AUGGUGGACCAUGCGAGAUCCAUGGAGUCCCGAACGGGACGAACAAACCAACGGUACGGAUCCAAAGGCGAACGUCUGGUUGCCGGUGUGGUGCCGCUGUCCGCCGACAAAACGCUAGUCCUGCUGAUCCAAUCCGCCGGCAGCGGCAGCUGGGUGCUCCCGAAAGGAGGAUGGGAGACCGACGAGGAGAGUGCCCAGCAGGCGGCGUGUCGCGAAGCCUGGGAAGAGGCCGGGGUGAUCUGCACCGUGCACCGGGACCUGGGGUUGAUCCCGGACAUGCGGCCGUCAUCGUUACUGACGGCCCACGCGCCCAAGGCGUCCUACCACUUCUUCGAGGUUACAGUCGACCGCCAGGAGGACCAGUGGCCCGAGAUGCACAAGCGGAAACGCCAGUGGGUGUCGUAUGCGCAGGCCGCGACUGCGCUGGCCAGUCGUCCGGAGCUGCUGGAGGCGCUCAAUCGCAGUUCCAUGAGGAGGUAG
Aspergillus terreus NIH2624 is the source of this 480-nucleotide messenger RNA. Its product is annotated as NUDIX hydrolase. NCBI's taxonomy places the organism in Eukaryota, Fungi, Ascomycota, Eurotiomycetes, Eurotiales, Aspergillaceae. The record is from RefSeq and is a predicted model, not a curated record. Gene Ontology annotation, molecular function: endopolyphosphatase activity; diphosphoinositol-polyphosphate diphosphatase activity; bis(5'-adenosyl)-pentaphosphatase activity. Gene Ontology annotation, biological process: diphosphoinositol polyphosphate metabolic process; diadenosine pentaphosphate catabolic process; adenosine 5'-(hexahydrogen pentaphosphate) catabolic process. Bases 1 to 480 code for a protein of 159 amino acids. The transcript is spliced from 2 exons. Gene Ontology annotation, cellular component: cytoplasm; nucleus.